Molecule: messenger RNA, 963 nt
Organism: Fusarium fujikuroi IMI 58289
Lineage: Eukaryota; Fungi; Ascomycota; Sordariomycetes; Hypocreales; Nectriaceae
Exons: 3
Coding region: 1-963 (320 amino acids)
Source: RefSeq, a predicted model, not a curated record
AUGGGAAACGCCAACCAAGGACCCAGCCGGGGCCGGUCACCAGAGCAGAAACAGCGUAGACUUCGUGCAGUAUUCGUCGAGUACCAGCCAACCAAAGACACGAGCAGCCGACUACGUCCAUUCCAUCACGGACGGGUGGUAGUGACGGAAGUGGGCCAGCAUCUAAACAGAGAACCUCUCAAUGCGCAAUCCUCGGGUUUCGUCUACGACAGACAUGACGGCGUGGUCAUUGGCACAACCACCAAGGACAAGGUCUUAGCACAAAAGGACCCUCAGAAAUACGAAGGCUUAGCCAAUGGAUGGCAAUCCGUAUACUACGGUUUUACCGAUCAUUCCUUUGAAGAAAUUGAAAAGAUUGCAAAUGAGCUGGUGCAAGACCAGGUAGAUUCGAAAAUUGGCUACAACAUUGUCUUCAAUCAUUGUCACACCUUUGCAGAGGACCUUGCCCUCCGUAUAGGGCAUGCAACAUCUGUCAAGAGCAUUACCAAGUUCCCCAUCAACUCUGCCAGCAGCCACCGACCAUUUGCAGCAUCCCAGAUCACAAGGGUCUUUGACUAUACUGAUCCGGGAAUAGAAUACAAGAGCAUUGCAGAUGCGAUGCGUGAGGGCCUGACCGAUCAACCUACGGAACUAGAUGAAGAAAGCGUCAUGAUCUCAUCAGUGAUGGGUAUCCAAAUGCCCUUGGAGAAGCCGACUAACGAUAGUGUUGAGAGAUCUGCUACCCAAGGGCGUGAGUCUGUCUCCUCAAGCCCUGGAACUUACUACGGGGAUUCGGAUACCUAUGGGAGAUCAUUCCGGGAUGAGCUACAGCCUGAUUGGUACGCUCGUCCAAGAACACCAGAGAGUGUAGACAAGGUUGCUGAAUCCGACGAAAAAGAUGAUCAUCGAGAGGGCGAUCCUCGUGAAUCUGACAAGAAGGCUGAUCAUGGUGGAGAAUCAUGGCGUUUCGAGGCACCAUUUUAA